This is a messenger RNA of Arabidopsis thaliana (thale cress), 4552 nucleotides long. RefSeq names its product SIN3-like 3 (gene SNL3). Gene Ontology annotation, cellular component: Sin3-type complex; nucleus. NCBI's taxonomy places the organism in Eukaryota, Viridiplantae, Streptophyta, Magnoliopsida, Brassicales, Brassicaceae. The record is from RefSeq and is marked reviewed. Gene Ontology annotation, molecular function: transcription corepressor activity. The transcript has 22 exons. Gene Ontology annotation, biological process: regulation of DNA-templated transcription. The coding region runs from base 224 to 4204 and encodes 1326 amino acids.
CUUAAGAAGACGUAAAACUCCUUUGAGAGAAAUCUCAAUCCUUUCUUCAUAAAAACAUAAAACUCUCGUUUGCUCAGUGAGUCUUUUCUUUCUGUCUGAAAAUUGUUGAAUAGUUUUUGUCUUCUCAGCUGUUUCGUCGGAGGAAGCUUCUUCUUCUAGACUUCUUCUUCUUCUUCUUCUUCGUCUUCUCUGAAUUUCUUCGCUCUGUUCAACUUCAAACACCAUGGUUGGAGGAGGAAGUGCUCAGAAGCUAACUACAAACGACGCUCUUGCAUAUCUUAAAGCCGUGAAGGACAAAUUUCAGGAUCAACGUGGAAAAUAUGACGAGUUUCUCGAGGUUAUGAAGAAUUUUAAAUCUCAAAGAGUUGAUACAGCUGGUGUGAUAACUAGGGUAAAAGAACUUUUCAAAGGACACCAAGAGUUGAUUUUGGGGUUUAAUACUUUCUUGCCUAAGGGUUUUGAGAUCACACUUCAACCUGAGGAUGGACAACCUCCACUGAAGAAACGUGUUGAGUUUGAGGAAGCUAUUAGCUUUGUUAACAAGAUUAAGACAAGGUUUCAGGGAGAUGAUCGUGUAUACAAAUCAUUUUUAGACAUUUUAAACAUGUACAGAAGGGAUAGCAAGUCCAUCACUGAGGUCUACCAGGAGGUUGCGAUCCUAUUUCGGGAUCAUUCAGAUCUGCUCGUGGAGUUUACUCACUUUCUACCUGAUACUUCAGCAACGGCCUCUAUUCCAUCUGUUAAAACUUCAGUUCGUGAGAGAGGGGUUUCUCUGGCUGAUAAGAAGGACCGGAUCAUUACUCCACAUCCUGACCAUGACUAUGGUACUGAACAUAUUGACCAGGACCGGGAGAGACCUAUUAAGAAAGAAAAUAAAGAACACAUGAGAGGUACUAACAAAGAAAAUGAGCAUAGGGAUGCCAGAGAUUUCGAACCACAUAGCAAAAAAGAGCAAUUUCUCAACAAGAAGCAGAAACUACAUAUUAGAGGCGAUGAUCCUGCUGAAAUUUCCAAUCAAAGUAAACUUUCUGGAGCGGUUCCUAGUUCAUCUACUUAUGAUGAAAAAGGUGCCAUGAAAAGUUACAGUCAAGAUCUAGCUAUUGUCGAUAGAGUAAAGGAAAAGCUUAACGCCUCAGAGUACCAGGAGUUUUUACGUUGUCUUAAUCUCUUUUCAAAAGAGAUAAUCAGCCGACCAGAACUGCAAUCUUUGGUAGGGAAUUUAAUCGGAGUAUAUCCUGACCUCAUGGAUUCCUUUAUAGAGUUUUUGGUGCAAUGUGAAAAGAAUGAAGGACUGCUCUCUGGUAUUCUGACUAAGAAAUCCUUGUGGAGUGAAGGCAAAUAUCCUCAACCGUCACUGGACAAUGAUAGAGACCAGGAACAUAAGAGAGAUGACGGGCUUAGAGAUAGAGAUCAUGAAAAGGAAAGGCUUGAAAAAGCAGCUGCAAAUCUGAAAUGGGCAAAGCCAAUCAGUGAACUAGAUCUCUCGAACUGUGAACAAUGCACUCCUAGUUAUCGGUUACUUCCAAAGAAUUACCCAAUUUCUAUUGCAAGCCAGAAGACAGAGAUCGGUAAACUGGUUCUUAAUGAUCACUGGGUCUCCGUCACAUCAGGAAGUGAAGAUUAUUCAUUUAGCCACAUGCGUAAGAACCAGUAUGAAGAGAGCCUCUUCAAAUGUGAGGAUGACAGGUUUGAGCUGGACAUGCUAUUAGAGUCUGUAAAUUCAACGACAAAGCAUGUGGAAGAAUUAUUGACAAAAAUUAACAGUAAUGAACUGAAAACCAACAGUCCCAUCCGUGUCGAGGAUCACCUCACAGCUCUAAACUUAAGAUGCAUAGAACGGUUGUAUGGUGAUCACGGGCUCGAUGUGAUGGAUGUGCUGAAGAAGAACGUGUCUCUUGCUUUACCUGUUAUCCUAACACGUUUGAAACAGAAGCAAGAAGAGUGGGCAAGGUGUCGUUCUGAUUUUGACAAAGUCUGGGCUGAGAUAUAUGCUAAGAAUUACUACAAGUCGCUUGAUCAUCGAAGUUUCUACUUCAAACAGCAGGAUUCAAAGAAGCUGAGCAUGAAAGCAUUGUUGGCAGAGAUAAAAGAGAUUACUGAAAAGAAGCGAGAGGAUGAUUCACUUCUUGCAUUUGCAGCCGGAAAUAGACUAUCCAUUUCCCCAGAUUUGGAGUUUGAUUAUCCGGAUCAUGACCUUCAUGAAGAUCUUUACCAGCUGAUCAAAUAUUCGUGUGCAGAAAUGUGCUCUACCGAACAGUUAGAUAAGGUAAUGAAGAUUUGGACAACUUUCGUGGAACAAAUAUUUGGUGUUCCUUCUCGCCCUCAAGGUGCUGAAGACCAAGAAGACGUUGUCAAGUCCAUGAACCAGAAUGUAAAGAGCGGUAGUUCAAGUGCUGGCGAGAGUGAGGGAAGUCCUCACAAUUACGCUAGUGUUGCCGACUCUAGACGCUCAAAGUCAUCUCGAAAAGCUAAUGAACAUAGUCAGUUGGGGCAAACUAGUAAUUCGGAGAGGGAUGGCGCCGCUGGUAGGACAUCAGAUGCCUUAUGUGAGACUGCUCAGCAUGAGAAAAUGCUGAAGAAUGUAGUUACGUCUGAUGAAAAGCCUGAAAGCAAGCAAGCUGUUUCUAUUGAGCGUGCACACGAUUCAACUGCUCUCGCUGUGGAUGGAUUAUUAGAUCAAAGUAAUGGAGGAAGCAGUAUAGUACACAUGACCGGACAUUGCAAUAAUAAUCUGAAGCCUGUGACCUGUGGAACAGAGUUGGAGUUGAAAAUGAAUGAUGGUAAUGGGCCAAAAUUAGAGGUUGGUAACAAGAAGUUAUUGACAAAUGGGAUCGCGGUAGAAAUAACAAGUGACCAAGAGAUGGCAGGAACAUCCAAAGUUGAAAGAGAAGAAGGUGAACUUUCUCCAAAUGGAGACUUUGAGGAAGAUAAUUUUGCAGUUUAUGCAAAAACUGAUUUUGAGACCUUCAGCAAAGCGAAUGAUAGUACUGGAAAUAACAUUAGCGGAGAUAGAAGUAGAGAAGGGGAACCAUCUUGUCUGGAGACAAGGGCUGAGAAUGACGCUGAAGGUGACGAAAACGCCGCAAGAUCAUCAGAGGACAGCAGAAAUGAAUAUGAGAACGGUGAUGUUUCUGGAACGGAAUCUGGUGGUGGUGAAGAUCCGGAGGAUGAUUUGGAUAACAAUAACAAAGGAGAAAGCGAAGGUGAGGCUGAAUGUAUGGCUGAUGCACAUGAUGCUGAAGAAAAUGGGUCUGCCUUACCCGUUUCAGCACGAUUCUUGCUGCAUGUAAAGCCCUUAGUAAAGUAUGUUCCUUCAGCUAUAGCUUUGCAUGACAAGGACAAAGACUCUCUGAAGAACUCCCAAGUUUUCUAUGGAAAUGAUUCGUUUUACGUGCUUUUCAGGCUGCACCGGAUAUUGUAUGAGAGAAUACUAUCAGCAAAAGUUAACUCAUCAUCCCCGGAAGGAAAGUGGAGGACCUCAAAUACCAAAAAUCCUACUGAUUCCUAUGCUAGAUUCAUGACUGCACUCUACAACUUACUUGAUGGUACAUCUGAUAAUGCCAAGUUUGAAGAUGACUGCCGAGCGAUAAUCGGGACUCAGUCUUAUAUUCUCUUCACAUUGGACAAACUGAUCCAUAAAUUCAUCAAGCAUCUACAAGUAGUAGUAGCUGAUGAGAUGGACAACAAGCUUCUUCAGCUUUAUUUUUAUGAGAAAUCCAGAAGGCCUGAAACGAUUUUUGAUGCUGUGUAUUACGAUAAUACCCGUGUCCUCCUCCCUGAUGAGAAUAUUUACCGUAUUGAAUGUAGAUUAUCAACCCCAGCGAAACUCUCUAUUCAGCUUAUGUGCAACGGUCUUGAUAAGCCCGAUGUGACAUCUGUAUCCAUUGACCCGACCUUUGCAGCUUAUCUCCACAAUGACUUCCUCUCCAUACAACCAAAUGCAAGGGAGGAUCGCAGAAUCUAUUUAAAUAGGAACAAGCGCAAAGUUUGUCGUGAAGAUGAACAGUUAUACAGCACAGAUGAAGUUAAGAUCAAAAAUGGUUUGGAGUGUAAGAUAGCUUGCGGUUCUUCAAAGGUCUCCUAUGUACUAGAAACAGAAGAUUUGUUGGUGCGAGUUAAAAAGAGAAGAAAAACUUUGUGCCACAAUCAGGAUUCUUGGGUAAGGCAAAUGAGGUUACAAUAUUACAAAAAUAACUUCUUGUGACCAGCCUGUAACAAUCUGGAAGAAGGAUACCAAAUCAACUCAACUUGUUCAUUCACUCUCCAACUUAACAGAGACAAAACAAAAACAAAAGUGGCAAUUCUCCAUUGUUGACUUCACCGGAUAGAGCCAAACUGCAUUCUCUAUCUUCAUAAGAAGAAGAAGCAACAAAGGAUUUGGCUUUUUGUUGUCUGUGACUGAAAAAGAAAACAAUCACUCACAAAAAUGAUGUUACAUAUGUAAAGUUUGUCUUUAUUCACUCUCUUGUUGUAAAGUUUUGUAUGUUGUUGUAACAUUUAUCAAAAAUUUCAUUUUGUUAUGGUAUGUUAUAUAGAAAUGAGUCAAAUGACC